Messenger RNA from Balaenoptera acutorostrata (minke whale), 1916 nucleotides. RefSeq names its product leukocyte immunoglobulin-like receptor subfamily A member 6. Gene Ontology annotation, molecular function: inhibitory MHC class I receptor activity. The coding region runs from base 68 to 1837 and encodes 589 amino acids. Gene Ontology annotation, biological process: cytokine-mediated signaling pathway. The record is from RefSeq and is a predicted model, not a curated record. The transcript is spliced from 11 exons. NCBI's taxonomy places the organism in Eukaryota, Metazoa, Chordata, Mammalia, Artiodactyla, Balaenopteridae.
GGUCUCCGUCCUGAGGGCACCGUGGUCUCCUCCAUCUGCACCGCCUGGACCACAGGGACGAGACGCCAUGACCCCCAGCCUCACGGCCCUGCUCUGCCUCGGGCUGCGUGUGGGCCUGAGGACCCACGUGCAGGCAGGGACCCUCCCCAAACCCACAAUCUGGGCUGAGCCAGGCUCUGUGAUCCCCUGGGGGAGCCCCGUGACCAUCUGCUGUCAGGGGACCCUGGGGGCCCGGGAGUUCCGUUUGGAUAAAGAGGGAAGCUCAGCUCCCCGGGACAGACAGCCCCCACUGGAGCCCAGGGACAAGGGCAAGUUCUCCAUCCCACACAUGACACAGCCCGACGCAGGGAGAUACCACUGUUAUUAUCUCAGCCCCACUGGCUGGUCAGAGCGCAGUGACCCCCUGGAGCUGGUGGUGACAGUGGCCCACAGCAAACCCACCUUCUCAGCCCUGCCAAGCCCUGUGGUGACCUCGGGAGGGAACGUGACCCUCCAGUGUAGCUCAUGGCAGGGAUGGGACGGGUUCAUUCUGACUAAGGAAGGAGAACCCAAGUCCUCCUGGACCCUGGAUGCACAGCGAAGCCCCUACAGGCAGACCCAGGCCCUGCACCCCGUGGGUCCCGUGACCCCCAGCCACAGGUGGACAUUCAGAUGCCACGGCUUUAACAGGGACACCCCCCACGUGUGGUCGGCCCCCAGUGACCCCGUGGAGCUCCUGGUCCCAGGUGUGUCUGGGAAGCCCUCCCUCCUGACCCCGCAGGGCCCUGUCAUGGCCUCUGGACAGAGCCUGACCCUCCAGUGUCGCUCUGACGUCGGCUACGACAGAUUCGCUCUGUCCCAGGAGGGGGGACAGGCCCUCCCCCAGCGCCCUGGCCGGCAGCCCCAGGCUGGGCUCUCGCAGGCCGACUUCCCCCUGGGCCCGGUGACCAGCACCCACGGGGGCCGGUACAGAUGCUACGGUGGGCACAACCUCUCCUCCGAGUGGUCGGCCCCCAGUGACCCCCUGGACGUCCUGGUGGCAGGAUGGUUCCCUGACACGCCCUCCCUCUCGGUGCAGCCGGGCCCCGUGGUGGCCUCAGGAGAGAACGUGACCCUGCUGUGUCAGUCAGGGAGCACAAAGGAAACUUUCCUUCUGUCCAAGGAGGGGGCGGCCCGUCCCCCACUGCGUCUUAGAUCAAAGUACCGAGGUCCGCAUUUCCAGGCCGAAUUCUCCAUGAGUCCUGUGACCUCAGCCCACAGUGGGACCUACAGGUGCUACAGCUCACUCAGCAGUAACCCCUACCUGCUGUCACACGCCAGUGCCCCCCUGGAGCUCGUGGUCUCAGGUGCCCCAGGUCUGAAAUGGCACCUGAACGUUCUGAUCGGGGUCUCGGUGGCCUUCGUCCUGCUGCUCCUCGUCCUCCUCUUCCUCCUCAUCCGACACCGGGGUCAGAGCAGACACAGGAAGUCGGGGGCUACAGACCCACAGCCCAAGGACAGAGGCCUGCAGAGCAGCUCCUGCCCAGCCGCCGCCGCCCAGGACCAGGCCCUCUAUGCUGCCGUGAAGGACACACAGCCUGAGGACGGGGUGCAGCUGGACCAGCCGCUGAACAGGCAGGAUGCAGACCCCCAGGAGGGGACGUACGCCCAGGUGAACCACUCAAGAUCAAGACUAAGGCAGGGGGUGGCCACCUCUCCUUCCUCCCUGUCGGGGAGAUUGCUGGACACGAAGGACAGACAAGCGGAAGAGGACGGGCAGAGGGACAGUCAGGUGGGUCCCAUCCUGUCCCGGCCCCCAGGCUUCCCCCACCCCAACCACACACCCUCCCUCUCCCCCACCGCAGGCCGCGGCAUCUGAAGCCCCCCAGGAUGUGACCUAUGCCCAGCUGAACCACUCGACCUUCAGACGGGAGACUGCACCCCCUGCCCCCCAGUCA